This is a messenger RNA of Cetraspora pellucida, 879 nucleotides long. NCBI's taxonomy places the organism in Eukaryota, Fungi, Glomeromycota, Glomeromycetes, Diversisporales, Gigasporaceae. The record is from the annotation of a GenBank genome assembly.
AUGCACAGCAUUCCAGCAAAAUUGGGAUGCGGCUCUACUAGAGGUUUUGAUCCAGAAGGUAGAGGUGGUCAUGUAUCCGUUAUAGUUAAAGAUAGAAUUUAUUUUAUGGGUGGCUCUCGUAGAAUUUCAGAUGAUAAUUCAAUAAAAAAAAAGUUUCCAAUAAGAGGUUAUAAUUUAUCAGAUGAAGUUUUUUACUUGGAUCUCACGUCACCAUUUUUUAAGGCUAGGCCACCAUUUAUUGAUCUUUCCGGUGACAGUAAUUCACGAAUGAAAUAUGGAAGUGUAAAAGGAACUGCAGUGUCAGGAGUUAACAGCCAUGAAUUGUAUCUCAUUGGAGGUACAUUACAAGACCUUCCUCUCCUUAAUCAGAUAGACAGUAAUGUAACUCUUACAGAUCAAUCAUUAAUGCAAAAAGAGUUAAUUGAUACUUGGAAUGUAUCUAAUCGAGCUGAUGGAGAAUUAAAUGUUCUUAUUUACCACCCGACUGAACAAAGUUGGUUUCCAAUUCGUAAGACAAAUGGAGGACCAACAAUUAGACGUAGAUCAACUUCAACUGUAAUAAGUCAGGAUGGAAAGAUAUAUAUGUUUGGAGGAAGAGCCGAAAUAGAUACUGGUUCACCUGACGUUGUUUUAUUUAAUGAAAUCUAUAUUUAUAAUACCAAUGCAGCAGGAUGGAGUAAAAAUCCAAGUAAUGCACCUCUUGCUCAAAGUCAUAGUACUGCGACAUUACUUCCAAGUGGUGAAAUUCUCUAUAUUGGAGGUGCUUAUCAAGAUCAAGGUCAACCUGGAGUAAAUCCAACUCUAAUUGAAAUGGAAAAUGUGAUUAUUUUUAUAAAUUUUCAGAAUGCUUGCUCAAAAUAUGCAUAUUAUUUUUAUUAG